CCCGGCGUUAACCACACCGUCCUCUUCGAGCUGGCCAAGGCCCUCACCGUGCCCCGGCUCUUCGUGCAGCUGCUGCUGGCGCUGCCCCGCCACCUGCGCCGGGGCGAGCUGGAGCGCUUGGUGGAGUACGUCGCCAGCGAGACCUCCCCGGCGGACGUCAGCUUCUUCCUGGACGUGUGGUGGGAGGUGAUGAAGCACAAGGAGGAGCAGGAGGACGGGACGGCCUCGACGUUCAGCGCUCUCAUCCGUCAGCACGGGUCCGAGUCCUCUCCGGACGACGGGCUCCAGCCCCCCAAGAGGUUCAAGAGCGACCCUGUCUCUGUGACUGGCCCGCCGGCUGCCGCCAGCCUGCUCGUGGUCCUGAUAGAGGGGCUGAAACAGACCUACAGGAGCAUCACCCUGCCCCGCAUGAGGUGCUACGCCUUGGCCAACCUGGCAGAGCUGCUCUCUGUGUUCACCGAGCUGGAGCCAGAGGGCAGGUCCCUCCCCGUUGCUGAGUACCUGGACAAGGUCAGCUCCGUGGUCAGCCUCUGGAACAGCGAUGCUGAAAGCCGGUACCACCGGAGAGGGCUGGACGAGAAAGUGAGGGAGGCUGAGAGAAGCAUGAGCCUCUUGUCCGUCGUCAAGCUCUCUGACGAGGAGCUCUUUGCUGGCUUGGACUUUCUCCGCACCUUGCUGCAUGCCUGGGGAGAGGAGCUGCAGGGCACUCUGAACAACUCUGAGGAGCUCUGCUAUGAGAGCUACCGGCUCCUUGAUACGCUUACCACCCUCAGAAAGAACCUGGUUUGCUUCUCAGAGACUAGAGACCUGAGCGAGGACGAGAAGUCCGUAGUGCUAGAGCUGACACAGAUCAUCGGGGACUUUCUCAAGAAGAUCAGCACCAGUCUGAAGAGCAAGGAUUCAGACACCAGCCUUGUCUCUUCAGUUGCCAUGACAAUCAUUGAGCGGAAGCUGGACCGGCACGUGGAGAUGUGCUCCGUUUUUGCUUCUGAACAGACCUGGGCCUUUUCAAAGGACUGGGUUGACUGCCUUGUGAAAAACAAAACUCUCUUCCAGAAACCAGAGCUAGUUUUGAAAUUGCUGGAUACUGUGGUGAACUUUACUGUGUCCUCCCAAGACAGGGAGGCCCGAGAGUUGCAGAUGCAAGUGACCAGAGCCAUCCUGGAGUGUUACACUGAGCUUUCAUUAACUGACAAGAAUGAAGUCCUCUCAGGUGUCCUGGCUUCCUGGGGUGGUCCGGGUCUGUCCCUGAACUUGCAGGUUGUCAUGGAGGGAUUCCAGGAGGAUCUGAAUGUGACGUUCAACCAGAUAACGCAGAGCGUGUCCGAUCAAGGCCUGUCCAGGGCUGUGGCUUCUGUGGCCAGGCUCACUCUGCUGUACCCUGAGGCCACCGUGAAGAAGGUUUGUAAUCUUGCUGUUGUCAACCUAGGAACACACCAGUUCCUUGCCCAAAUCCUCUGCUCCUUCCCAGCACUGAGCUUCCUGGAGACCCACGAUGAUCCAGGCAGGCCACGCAGUCUGAUAGUGAGGUGUCUGAAGGAGGCGGUAUGGGGGAAGCUUUCCACAGCGAGAGAAGAGGAACAGUUUCUUGAGUUCUUGGCCUUUCUCAUGCAGCCAAGCUCAGCAGCUCCACUUGUGUCACCUGCAGAGGUGACUAAAGCCUUUAUCCUUCCCUGUUUGAAAUCAGACUGCGCUCAAAUUGAGCUGAGCCUGCAGAUCCUCAGUAAGGUUUUGGGGAUGCAGUCCUAUCCAGAAGAGCACUGGAUCAAGUCCUGCUACCCAUUCCCGCUCCUCCUCAGCCUCUGCAAGCUUCUGGAUGGUUACACAAGGUACUGGCAUCGGCCCAGGGACCAGCACUUCCCUUCACUGGAGACCAAAGACCUGGUGGUGAACACCCUCUCCCAACUCUGUGAAGUGGUAAGACCAGAAGCCGCCCCAUCCCCUGAGGUGUGGGUCCAGUCGCUGGCUUGGCUUCAUAGGAAGUUGGCAUCACUGGACUGGACUGUUGGUCUCCACCUGAAGAAGCUUUACGGAGACCAUUUCAAGAAUGAGGUCCCAGAGACGCUAUUUGAGAUCUGCAAGCUCCCAGAGGACGAGUGGACGUCCCGGCCUUUACCAGCCUACGGGCCGGGCAGCGGGCUCUUGGCAUGGAUGGAGUGCUGCUGCGUGUCCACAGCGCUCAGGGAGACGAUGCUGACGCUCCUCACGGUCAACGUGGACAACCCUGAAGAAGUGAAUCUCUUCAGCAAAGGGUUCCUGGUGGCCCUCAUACAGGUCCUCCCUUGGUGCAGCCUUAGCGAAUGGAAGAGGCUGGCGCAUGUGGUCCAAAGCUUGCUGCAGAGGCAAGUCUUACAUGUGCCGUACACGCUGGAGUACGUCCAGUACAUGCCCCUGCUCAACCUCCGGCCUUUUGCCCACUACCUCCAGUUCUCUGUGCUUUUCCUCCGAGGCUUCCAGCUCCUCUGCAGCUCCAGCUGCUCCACUUGGCUGCCGGCAGAGGCCUGGCUCCACGUGGUCCAGCUGUACUGCAGCAGCCUAACGGACCUGUUGGGCUCCAUCAAGAGCACCACGGUGCCCCCCGUGCCCCCCGCCGAGGACAUGAACCCCACACAGGAAGUGUCCUUUGUCUGCAUCCAGAUGUUCUGCCAUGUGCUGCACGUCGCUGCCAUGCUGCCGGACAACGGGUGUGGCGAGCCGCUGGUGGUGGUGGCGUUGGAGGUCCUCUCGCAGUACGAGGCCUUCAGUGCCGCCGAUAUGUCCCCCAGCAACGCGCUGCGGAGAGCCAAUGAGAGACAUUUCCUGGAGUGCAUCACGGACAAUGUCGGCGACAAGGCGCUGCGGAGCACCCUUCUGCAGAAGCUCAGCAAGCUGGGAGCUUAGGCAGCGUGGCCAGCCAGGGAGCCAGCUCGGGAAGCUGAGCAGGGCAAAGGAGGAGAGCACAGACCCUGCAACAGGGGACCUGAUAACGUGCAGAGCUGUAAGACCGAUAAUAAACCUUAUCUUUUUUUCUCUUUUGAAUUUAUUUCCCCCCUGCAGUGUUUUCUCCCCACCUAUCUAGGCAGUGACGUGGCCAUAUAAGGAUGGAUGGGAAUGGCCACUCCAAUUUCCCGGCUGGAAAAGCUGUGGAUGCAGCUGUUGCUGACUCAAGGCCCAGGUCCCGUGGCUCCAGCCUAGCCUGGUAGCGGUCUGCAUUUCCAGUGAGUCCACGGAGAGCUCAGCAGCCUCCGACAUCCAGCUGUGUCAGGGAAAUCACUUCUCUCUGGCUUGCCCCCAGGCAGCCCCUGGGUAGUCACAGGUGGGUUCCUGGGUUCACCGCAUGCUGCCGGCGGAACGGGAAGCAAGUCAAGUGAGAGCUCGCUCAUGACUAGCCGUCAUCUUUGGCAAUAAGUGUGGGUUGCUCCUGCCCUGAGCUGGGUGUGAAGCUGUAACCUGGAUUGCGGUGUGUUCAUGCCUCCCCGCCCAGAAAUGAAUGGUGUGUGGGAGAAACACAUCCAAGUGGGGUGACUCUGGAAAGAGGUCUUUAUUGGUCUCUUCUGAUAGGUGCAGUAGUAAAUAGGGCAGUGUUAGUGCAAACGGAAAUGCCUCAUUGGCUUUUUUUCUUUCCUUUACAUAAGGCACAUUAUUUGUAAUAAAGACAGCAAGAUACAAAUAUUUGUAAGAGAUAGCAAGCGUUUUGUAACAUGAGCUGGUCUCUGGAUUUAACACAAGUAGUAGUGUUUCUGCAACAACCUACUGCAUGUUGGAAGAGGCCUUCUUUUAUUCUUUCCAGCCUGUACAACUGUGGCUGGAGCAGCAUGUCACCAGAAAAGAAAAAGGGGUCUCUCAGAGCGAAGCACUUUCCAGCCAUUCUUAUGUAGCUUUUAGACAGAACAAGAGGCACAGAGCGGCUGCGGGUCUCUGGGCUCCCAGCGCGAUCGGCCGCAGCGAGGCUGCCGGGGCCGCGGCUGGUGGAGUGAGCGCCCGGGAGCAGAGGGAACCCUUGGCUCGCGCGGGAGGUUGCAGGGAGGAGGUGGCUGCCCCGGCUCACACUGUGCGCAGGGGAAACUUGCCCCAGGAGGGAAUUGCGUUCGGAGCAGCUGGACUGUACAUGCCCACUCGGAUGGGUAGUCUGCUGCUGCAGCCGUGGUGCUGGGGGCAGCGGGGAGGCCUUUGCCUGUCUCCAGUGUGACGCAAGGUGGAAAUAGGCUGAACCCCUCAAGGACACAACUCAGCACCGGGCUCUAGUGUUGCCUGCUCCGGAAACCAGAGCCAGUUGGUUCCUCCUGCACUGCCCCAGUUCCUUCCCUGCCAGCUUCCUGCAGGCCCCCCUGUCGCGGGGGAGCGGGGGGGCAGGAGGGAUGGACCCCACAACCGCAGCUUAGGCUGCGCUGGUAACCACGGGUGGGUGCUGCUGGUGUGGCUGGAGGGAGAGCAGGGGCAGGGCAUGCCAGUGGGCUUUCAAAUACAUGUUGGGGGACGUGGGGCAGAUAAAAGCAUCCCCUUGCAAGUGCAGUUAGGGCAGGGGGUUGAAAGCAGCGUCCCCUGCCCCUGAAGGGCUCUGCGUGAGGCCCCAUGGGUGGUGAGAUGUCCCCAUCCUGCCUUUGGUGCCGAGCUCCCCCUGCCCUGUCGGGAUUGCUCUCUAAGACAGUGUAACCGUUCUCCGAUCCUGCCGUGAACUUCUCCUCCCUCCUCCAGCCCGGUGAGCAGCACCAGAGCCUUCCCUACCCUCGGGACCGUCAGCCACAGACACCAGGCAGCUGUAGUGAAAUGCCCCUUUGGGCUAAAUGGAGAGUCUGUGAGUGAGUUUGAGCCUCGCAGCAGUGAGGAGUGCACGUGAGAGGUAAGAAGCUGAAUGCAGCUGUAGUGUAAAGGCAGUGUCAGAAAAGAUCAGGAGUGGGCUGCGCAGACCAGCACCAUGUUUUGGGGGCCUGGCUCUGCUCUCAGCUGGAGGCUGUAAAUCAGAGCUGGAGAAGUGAACCUGAGCUGCGUUGGGUAUGGCAUGAGGCUCCCCCAGCCCCAAGGGCUGCUGCUUGGGGCUGGGCACGCUCCAGGAUCGUCUGCGCUGCUGAGCUUGCUCUGCAGGCUCCUGUGCGCCGUGCCUCGCGCUGUGCUGGCCUCCUCUGGCAUCAGUGUCAGCCCCGGAGAUCGGGGGCUUUUUAUAACAGCCCCCUCUCUCGUGACACCGUUGGUCAGUUAGGUGCCGCAGUGUUGAAUCCCAGC
Struthio camelus australis is the source of this 5199-nucleotide messenger RNA. Lineage: Eukaryota; Metazoa; Chordata; Aves; Struthioniformes; Struthionidae. The record is from RefSeq and is a predicted model, not a curated record.